AUGGGCCAUGGCCUGCGCCUCAUCUGCGCGCUCCUUCUGCACGUCCUUCUUGACGCCUACGUCUACUUUGAGGCACCUUUUGCUGCCGAGCGCUACGUGCUCUCGCCCGUGCUUUUGGACGAGUCGGAGGUCCACCUUGUCCUCCACCGCAUCGAGCCAGGCACCGAGACUGGCGACGACGACGCCAACGACUUUCGCGUGCAGACCACCGACCGCCUCGUCGGUGUCGACAAUGCGACCAUGUCGACGCUGUCUUUUGAAGCCAUUGCAGACACGCCACCCAACUCGACGUUCAUCGUGCCGCUGCUCACGGAGCUCGACGAGCCCGAGGUGGAGGACGCGGUGCGCCUCGAGGGCUUUCUACAGCUCCACGUCAUGGCGCCCACGACGCUGUCAGUGCGACUACGAAGCGGUGCACUUGGUGCUGUACCUGCAGCGGCGUGCCUCGCUCCGAACACAAGCACGUGCGCGAUGCACGCUUCGUUCGACCGCGCCCAGCGGCGGAUGGUGCUGCGCCUUGCCUUCUUCCAGAGCAAGGACGCGUCCUUGGAGCGCGGCGAUACGUUCUUAGCGGUGGACGGCGUCGAGAUCUCGCUCGCACCGCUCGAUGAGAUCGUCGAAGGCGUGAUGAAACCUGGCGCAUCGCCUGUUGCGGUGCCCCUUGUGGACACGCGCGACGGCCAUUCGAACGUUCUGAGCGGCUUCUUGCGCCUCACGCGCCUCGAGCCACGCACCUUGCUCUUUGAGCCGACGCUGACGCGGCGACGUGACGCACUCGUGCGCUUGAUCGCCGCCGACAAUGCCGUCGCCGCGUACAACGGCAUGCCCGUGACGCACGCUGCGUAUCGACGGUUUGUCACGACCGACCCGAUUGGUGCCGCGCGGGUGAUGGGAUUGGAGAGCGACGGCAUGCCAAGCAGCGAGAUGCCUCGUCCGUCGAAGCUGCGCGCCAUCGAGACGCAAGAGGGGGCUGGUGGCGACGACGAGGAACACAGGAAUGCACCGACACCCAGCGUGACUGCACCGACCCCGGCACCGACCCCCGUGCCACUUCCGCCAGUCGUACCGAUGGAGUCGGUGCCGCCACCACCACCCAGCCCAGACGAUAGCAUCUACUCGGUGACGUUCGCCGUCGAGACGCGGCUUGGCAUUAUGUGGAAUGCGUCCGUGACGGACAAGACGCUGGUCGAAGAUGUCAUUUCCCACUCGCCAGCUGCCGCCGUGGGGCUCAUCAAGCCCAAGGACCACUUGCUCUCGAUCAAUGCGCACAACGUCUCGCGCGUCGGGCCGGAAGAGCUCAUGACACCGUUCAAAGCGGCGGGGUGGCCCAAAACGCUCACGUUCCUCCGCUACAAGGAGCCACCCCGCGCCCCCGCCCCCGUCGUCAACACGACGGUGGCGCCAGCACCCGACACGCGGUUUCCUUUGCUAGCGCACGUUAACAUUAGCGCCGCGCGUCAAAACGGAUGCGACUUUUACUACGUCGUCGAGUUUAACGUCGUCGGGAACCCGCCGCAGCCCAUUGGCAUUGGGUGGGACAUGGACGUCGGCAACCAAUCCGUCGUCAAGCUCAUCGUGACCAACUCGUCCGCCGAGCGCGUCAAAGUGCUGGGUCUCGGCGACCACUUGGUCGACAUCAACGGCAUCAAUGUGUCGAUGCUGCCGCCGCGGCGCAUGGCACAGACGUUCGAGAGUGUUCGCAACCCACGGCGACUCGUGUUGUACGCGCCGCCGUGUGCGAUCGCAACGACAACGGUGGUCGUCGCCCCUUCUGGACAAGUUGUCCUCGAUCCCGUGCACGUGUUCUGGGCCACCGUGCCUCUCUCGACGGUGGCGAGUCACCGCCAAGACGGACACGUUGUGCGCUACGCGGUGCGCAUCGCGGCACUCUGUGCGAUCGGCAUCGAGUGGGACCGGGACGCCCCGUUCGGAGCAAUCGUGCAGCACGUGCAGCCGCAGAGUCUCCUUGCGAACCGAACCGACGUCACCAUUCUGCCGCUGGAGACGCUCGUGGGCAUCGACGUGCUCAAUGUGACGACCCUACCCCUCGCCGACAUCAAAGUGCUGUUUGAGACGAGCCCGUUUCCCAAGCAACUCAUCUUUGAGACGUCGCCGCCAUCGAAUGUGACGACCGCGGCCCCUCUUCGCAUGCGCCACACGCUCACGUUCACCGACGACGCGAUGCUGAUGAACUGGAGCCUCCCGCUCGUUGUCGCCGAGUGGAGUGCGUCGCAUCGCAUCCAAGAGAACGUCGUCGUCGUCAUCGCGAGUCCGUCCACCGCGUGCUCGGCGCUGCAAACGACGACACCUGGCACGCUCGUGCUUGCGUUUCGAGGCGUGUGCGCGUUCACCGAGAAGGCCAAGCGCGUCGCAGCUGCAAGCCGCACCGGCCUCCUUCUUAUCAACGACCAAACGAAAGGCCCACUCGCCUUCCCCAGAACGACGACGACGACCGUCGAGCCGACGUCGAUCCCGGUUGCCAUGAUGGCCAAGAACGACGGCGAGCUGCUGUACGCACUGCUGCAGGCGCGGCCCACGGCAGGCGCCGCCGUCUGGGUUCAAGAGCCCGCGGCGUCUCCUCUCGGGCCGUGGCCAGCCUCGGAGCCGUCCCCAACGACCAUGCGCGUCAGCGUUGGGAGCCACGAGCGCGUCAUGACGGUCAACCAUACGGGCCCGCACCCGUUUGUGAACGCGACAGUCGCGCCGCUUCAGCUCGUGCACGCGUACCCGCUCCAGACGGCGUGUCAUCGGGACGAUCUCAACGUCCGCGGUCGCGGCGCCGUCGUCGUCGUCAAGCGCGGCAAGUGCAACAUCAUCCACAAGGCCAUGACCGUGCAAAAGAUGGGGGCCAAAGGGAUUCUCGUCGUCAAUGACGACGAAGACCAUCCGAUUUACUUGGAGCCGCCGCGCGAGAUUCAUAUUUGGAUCCUCGUGAUCAAUGCCACCGACGGCCAUUGGCUCGAAGACGCGUUCCGUGCCUCCCACGACACUACGCCCGUGCCAGUGUUUCUGCGUCUGCAACACUAGGGACGCAUUCUAAGUUACCUGCAGAACCUUGCUAUUUAACGAUUUCUGUGUCGCUACGCUACACAAUCGCAACCGUAUCGGCCGGCGACGCGACAGC
Messenger RNA from Saprolegnia parasitica CBS 223.65, 3124 nucleotides. RefSeq lists its product as hypothetical. Gene Ontology annotation, molecular function: aspartic endopeptidase activity, intramembrane cleaving; protein binding. The record is from RefSeq and is a predicted model, not a curated record. The transcript has 4 exons. Bases 1 to 3027 code for a protein of 1008 amino acids. Gene Ontology annotation, cellular component: membrane. NCBI's taxonomy places the organism in Eukaryota, Oomycota, Saprolegniomycetes, Saprolegniales, Saprolegniaceae.